Sipha flava (yellow sugarcane aphid) is the source of this 4058-nucleotide messenger RNA. RefSeq lists its product as uncharacterized. NCBI's taxonomy places the organism in Eukaryota, Metazoa, Arthropoda, Insecta, Hemiptera, Aphididae. The record is from RefSeq and is a predicted model, not a curated record.
CAACACGAGGGCGCGGUGACACGAACAGCUACGGAACAACGAAAACGGUGCGCGACCGUUGCGAACGGGGUGAAGUUCCCGGCGGACACGAGACCGCGAACCAGAGCACGGAUUGGAAAUCGAUCCUCCUAGGUCCUGCCACGGUCGACCAUGGACGGUCGUUGGACGCGGGACCAGGACCGCCUGUACGAAUACCUGCUGGACAGCGGCGUGCUGAAUGACGUGCACACGCUGGCCGAGUCGGCGGUCAGCACCGCGUCGUCGACCGGGCUGCUGCGGGCCGAUGACGGGGCCGAUGACGGCGACGAGGACGCGCGACAAAUCGCGGACCGGUUGCUGGACCGGAACGCGGACGACUUCGAGCGGGCGUUGGACGCGGUGGUGCGCAACGCCCGGCUUGCCGUCGAACAUCAGCUGGUGGACUUCCGGUGGCCGCAGCUGACGGAGCUGACGGGUCCCGGGCGGCCGGCGGCCGUGCGCAAGACGUUGCGCAAUCUGAACGCGCUGGUCCGGUUGCCGUUCACGUGCGACACGUACGCGACCGCGUACUUCCGGAAACUCACCAAGGGGCUGGAGCAUGCCAUGUCGGUGGACGCGUUCUUCGAGCUGACGGCGCGCGUCUACGCGAAACUGGUGCACGCGGCGCCGGACUUCGAGAGCGCGGCCGAGAGCUUCAUGUCGCUGUGCGAGGCCACGCACCUGCGGUACCAGCGGCGUCGAGUCAAGUCCACUGAAGUCGGUGGCAAGUCGGUCGCAGCCGUAUGCCUGUUGGCCAGGUGCCUAUCAGUGGUGUGCAAGCGUGGCGCCGCUGCCGGUUCCAAGCACGUCAAGCCGUCCGUCAUCGAGUUCGUGGCCACUGUGGCCGGGUGCGGGGCGCACGACAACGGGGACACCCCGUACGCCGCACUGUGCCGCGCCCAGCCCACGGCUGAGUGGUUCGACCACGUGGCCAAGUACGGGUGCUCGCGGUCCGCGUACUUCGCUUGCCUGGACGGCGACCGGAAGCUGCUGAAGGCCGUCGUGUCCAGCCUCGUCGGUUGGAUGGCCGAGCCCCAGGUACCCGGCCGCGGCGAUGGAGGUGGCCACGACGCGGCCGUGGUCCGGUACGCGUGCGCUGUGCACGCCGCACAUCUGCUGGCCAAGAUGUUCCGGACCUGGUGUGCGCGGUGAUCGCGUUCCGCCCGGAAGUGAUUGACGCCGUGGCGGACGACGGCCACGCGCAAUGCGCGCACCGGUUGCGCAUACUGGCCGACUCAGUGCGGCGGCACGCGGUCGCGCUCGACUACCUGGCCGGCCGCGAGCGUCUGGUGGACGAGCUGUUCAGGAAGCGCAGGCGGCGGCGGGACGACGACGGCGGCAUGGAGUCGCUGGUAAGAGUCGCGGCCGCGCUCAGCGCUCGACACGAACACGUGUGGCAGCUGGUCACCAGGAGGAUGGCGUUCUUGGAGGCCGCGGUCGCAGGCCGACACCCGUGUCGGUCGCUGAUGGUCAACGUGCGUUGCACGCCCCUGGCCGCUAUCACCUACCAUCUGGAAGAACACGGAGGAACGCUGGACGAUGACGACGAAGACGACGAUCGCAUCGACUGGUCCGAUCCGCGGCAAAAGCUGAUGUUGACCGUGGCUUGCGCAACCGAACCGGGCAGGCACUGGCUCGACCGGACCGGAGCCCUUUGCUCGCUCAACGAUUUCCUGCAAGACCAUUUGGACCGCGCGGAAACCGCCUUAGAGGAACUGGACGUUUGCAAAUCUCUCGAUUCCAUCGUCGACAUGGCGUAUUCGUUCUGCGGCUCGUUCGAAGGACUGCAAAUGUUACUCGACGACGGCGUUGGUACUGAAACCGAAAAAGUGAAAUUGACCGAACUUUACUAUAUUUCGCACAAACAUUUCGACGGUCAUUCGAUCGCCAGAGACGUACUCGUCAUGCUGUGGCUGCGAUUAAUAGAGACCGCAACGCACACGUUCAGUUUACGCGUCUACGCGGAUUUGAAACUGAAGUACCAAGACACGCUGACGAAGUUGUACGACGAGAACCGCGCGGAAGACGUGGACGUGAUCAUCGUGGACGAAACGACCGAAUUGCUGACGCGGCUGCGAAGCCCUCCACCUUCGGCUUGCGGUGAUCGCGGGACCGCGUCGGAUCGCAACGGUCUGUCCGAGUUUUUGGCCGCCACCGACUGCCGCAGCGACGUAUGGCUGCCGAAGGCCCGCGCCACCGUGAUCCGUUGCGAUCGGAUAUCCGGACCGGAGAUGGUGGAUUUGAUAGUGUCCUUCGGUCGCCGCCGUUUCGAAGGCCAGCUCGAUCUGAGCACGUUCGAUCGUAGAUCGACGGACCUAACCGAGUUCGAAGCCACCGGGAUACGAUUAGCGCUGAGGUACGGAUCGAGCGUCGGGAUCGUGGCGGAAGAUUCGGCGUCCGAACUCGAACGUCUCUACGGCGGUGUCGAAAGACUGCAACGGUCGGGGUUAUUCGAUUGCAUGACGUGCACAUUGUUUAUGGCGUCCCAAGGAUCCGAAAACAAGUGCAUCGAGGCGUGCGCUGUUCUCCUCAAACUCGGCGAAACGACGCGUUUCGUUUGGCCGCCGGCCUUUGACGGCCACGACGCCGAUAGAACAGCCGCUUUCGGCCAUCUGGUCGAAGGUUUAUUGCAACAAGAACAACCGGAAGUGCACAACGCGUUUAAGAUGUCUGGCGUCUCUUGGUGGCUACUGUGUUCCGGUUGGGCGUCCGAUUGCUUUUGGGGUCGUUUAAGAUGGUCCGAGAUAUGCCGCUGGAUGUGCCUGCCUGUUCUGUUCUCCGUCGAUUACCAGGCGUUCUUUUUCACCUGCCUAGCCGCGGCUCGCAAACGCCAGUGGUUGGAGGCGUUCAACCAAGGCCGGUUUUGCGAAGUCGUACAUCGGAGCGAUUUUGGUGAUUUUCGACUGGUUGAUCAUGCCGAUUAUCUGGAGAAGUUGGCGAAGAAAUACCAACGGUCCAUAUCGAAAAAACUUGUUUCCGAAUUCGACGCGUGUUAAAAUCUUUACGCCAGCAAGCGUGUAUGAUAUGUGUGUAGGUUUCAAUUAUGUAACGAAAAAUGAUUCGUAACGGUCCGCGAGAAUCGACCUUAAUGUAAUAUAAAAGUUUUGCUAUUGACAUCGAAUAUGAAAUCAUAGUCGAAUUCGACGUGUUGGUUAGCGAAAAGUACCAUCAACUGUAGAUUCUUACACGUUCUGAGAGUAAAUAUUGAUCGACCCACACGUCAAGAUGUGUAUAUUUUAUAUAUUUAAAGAGUGUACAUCAAAUUAUCACAAUAGUGAUCUAAAAAUAUUUUCUAUAGCAAAAUGAAAUAUGUUAGUUCAACAAUAUGUGAGUGUAAUGUAAAUAUUCCAGUACGAACGGGAUCUAUACUAUCGCGAUAAAACGACGUGUCGUGACGAUAAUUUUCGUCUGUUGUCGUGACAUUAAAAUAUGAUGGUGAUCGUGAAGGUGAAAUAGUUCUGGCUACCGAUUAAUAUUAUGUAAAACCGUUGAUUAAGUAUACAUAAAUAGUCUACAGCAAUGAAACCGGUCAAAUAUCAAUGCGAUGUGUUAAUAGAUGGCGUAUAAUAUGACAAUCUGAAAAUUAAAGUUAAGAUCUAACGUAUAGGGAAUACAUUUAUGCACGAGAGGUUUUAUCGCCGAUCGGCUGUCGUAUAAAAAAUGUUUGAGUAAAAGAAAUAAUAAUAUUUUACAAACGAUAACAAAUCCUUUGAGUAAUAGAAAUAAUAAUAUUUUACAAACGAUAACAAAUCCUUUUGUUGUUUGAUUUCUCGUUUUUCAAUAAUCUGUAAUUUCGGUUGCAAUGUUGUACAUUUUUACGAUGUAAUCAACGGAAUACUAAUGUUAUUUGAAUUUGAAUUAAACACGGCUCAAUUAAUCAGUAAAAUCGUCACAUGUUGUGGUUCUCAAACGUAUCGUGUUUUAUUUUUUAGAUUAAGUCGAUAUCAUUAUAAAAAUUGAAAAAUGUAUUUUUAAUAAACAAUUAAUUAUUAUUUGUUGGCCUUGUAUACUUACAAUUCUGUUAUGAAAUGCGUUGACUA